AUGGCUCAUCUCAAACCAGCCAGGGCUUUAUGGACAUCAUUGGGCCUGCCUUUGAGUGAGGCGCAGACGCUGAAACUUUCUCCUCGCCCGGACCUAGUCGUAAAUUCCUCAUUCAAAGUCGGUGAGGCGGCGCAGACAUCCAUUGGCCUGUCUGCGCAGUCAGCAGCAUAUUUUCACAAGCUGAGGGCCGGUGUUGAGCAAGAAGUCAGCGUUGACGCGAGGCAUGCUGCGAUAGAAUUUCACAGCGAAGUAUACUACACACUCUACGACAAACCACCGCCAGCACUCUGGGACGCAAUCGCAGGGCUUUACUCGACUGCGGACGGUCAUGUUCGAAUUCAUACGAAUUUUUCACACCAUCGUCGCGGUAUCCUCGAGAUCCUCGAGAUCCCCGACCACCCAUCCGUCACCAGGUCCGACGUACAAACUCGCCUCGCGCGCUGGAAAGCCGUCGAAUUCGAGACCGAGGCAGCGAAGAGGGGUAUGUGCGCCACAGCUUUGCGCACGUUCGCGGAAUGGGAUGCGCACCCGCAGGCGGAGGCACUGAAGGAGGUACCGCCUGUGCAGCUGAUCAAGAUCGGGGAAGCUCCGAAGCGGGAGGUUGGGGCUGGUGUAAAGCCACGGUAUGCGCUAGAGGGCAUGCGCGUCCUCGAUCUUACGCGCGUGAUUGCGGGGCCUGUGGCGGGGAGAACUUUGGCAGCCCACGGCGCGGACGUCCUCCUCGUCACAUCGCCCAACCUUCCGGACCUCCCCGCCCUCGACGUCGACACCUCGCGUGGCAAGCGGACGACGCAGCUUGAUCUCAACAAAGACGCCGACAAGCGUACGCUCACCGAACUCGCCUCCACCUGUGACGUAUUCCUGCAAUCCUACCGCCCUGGCGCACUUGCAGCGAAAGGCUUCGGACCCGCGGACCUCGCCAAAACACGCCCCGGGGUCGUAUACGCUAGCCUAUGCGCGUGGGGCUGGGAGGGGCCGUGGAAGGAUAGGCGCGGGUUUGACUCCCUCGUGCAGACCGCGACUGGCUUCAAUGCGGCUGAAGGUGAGGCCUAUGCAGCCGCGCACGAAGGAGAGGACUGGAAGCCUCGCCCGCUUCCGGUACAGGCGCUAGACCACGCAGCGGGGUAUUUACUGGCCUUCGGUAUCAAUGCUGCGCUCUGCAAGACGAUCACGGAGGGCGGUUCCUGGGAAGUCCGCGUCUCCCUCGCCGGCGUCGGACAAUGGAUCCGAAGCCUGGGCCGGUUAUCGCCUGAAGACGCGUUUUUGCACGCCACCCCUCUUCCGCCACCAUCUUUGCCUCACGCGCCAGAGAUUCAAGAGCUUUCGGGGGUAUGGCACGACCCCGCAGGCCAACCUGUCCUCAAGGCGAUCAAGCACUCGGCGGUCAUGGAAAAGACGCCCGUGAAGCAAGGGCGGGCACCUAUAAAACUGAACAUAGACGCCCCAAGGUGGAAUGCAUGA
This is a messenger RNA of Schizophyllum commune H4-8, 1461 nucleotides long. RefSeq names its product CoA-transferase family III. The coding region runs from base 1 to 1461 and encodes 486 amino acids. The record is from RefSeq and is a predicted model, not a curated record. NCBI's taxonomy places the organism in Eukaryota, Fungi, Basidiomycota, Agaricomycetes, Agaricales, Schizophyllaceae. Gene Ontology annotation, molecular function: catalytic activity. The transcript is spliced from 7 exons.